Fusarium verticillioides 7600 is the source of this 813-nucleotide messenger RNA. Its product is annotated as 2,4-dihydroxyhept-2-ene-1,7-dioic acid aldolase. Bases 1 to 813 code for a protein of 270 amino acids. Gene Ontology annotation, molecular function: aldehyde-lyase activity. The record is from RefSeq and is a predicted model, not a curated record. NCBI's taxonomy places the organism in Eukaryota, Fungi, Ascomycota, Sordariomycetes, Hypocreales, Nectriaceae. Gene Ontology annotation, cellular component: cytoplasm. The transcript is spliced from 5 exons.
AUGGAACAAGGAAACUUCUUAAGAAAGGCACUCCAGCAAGCUGAUGGGCCGAGCAUGGGACUCUGGCAGAUGGUGUCUGGCGCGAAUGUGUCUCGUGCCCUCGCUCGCGUGCCAGGCGUCGACUGGGUGGUGAUCGAUUGCGAGCACGGCAACAUCGAUGACAGCGCUAUGCAUGACGCAGUCCCUGCUGUUGCUGCAGCUGGUGCGUCCCCUAUAGUAAGAAUUCCCGGUAUGGAGUCAUGGAUGAUCAAGAGAGCUUUAGACUCGGGCGCGCAUGGAAUCCUGGUACCUUUGCUUCGCACCGCGCAGGAAGCCAGAGAAAUCGUCAAAGCGGCCAAGUUCCCUCCUCAGGGCACACGUGGAUUUGGCUCUCCUUACGCAAUGGAGCGCUUCAGCCCCAUGCCGACGAUGACGGAGUAUCUUCAGCAGGCAAACAGCAGUCUUCUUACUAUAGUCCAGAUCGAAACCCAGGAGGCCCUCGAUAACUUGGAGGAAAUCGCAGGUAUCGAUGGCGUCGAUGUCUUAUUCGUGGGACCAUUCGACUUAGGCAAUAACAUUGGACAUCCUAUCAUCCAAAGCGUCGUCAAGGCAGAACUGAGAGAGGCGGUUGGGCGUGUGCUCGAGGUUAGCCACAAAUUUGGCAAGAAAUGUGGAAUCUACAGUACAUCCGGCACACAAGCGAGGCAAUAUGCCGAGGCUGGAUUCGACAUGAUCCAUGUGGCAACAGACUUUACAUCAUUGCAAUUUAUCAUGACGCAGGAGGUCAAUAUUGCUAGAGGAAUAGAGGGUACUGAAAAAGGCGGUAGCUAUUAA